CAUGUCCCGAAACGAACCGUUCCUGCUGAUUAAAACAACUUCCAGCACUUUUCUGCGCCGCGGAUUAUUGUUUCAAAGUUCAUCAUCCACGUCGCUGCGUCAAGCUGCUCACCGCGUAACCGGAACUCGAGCGUCAGAGGCUUCAAAAUAAAAGCGUAAAUUAAUGACCUAAAAGUUAAACUGGAUCGGGGGCGUACGUUUUUAUCCAUUUUCAAACUAUUAUUAUAUUUUGUUUGUGCCAUUAGUUAUACAGUUUAAUCACACAUGAAACUUAUAAAAUCUAUCAUGCAGUCGCAACAAAAUUUUAUCAGCAGUGGUAAACAACAUUUUCAAGCUGUUAUGUUUACUUUUUAAAUUCAACUAAACCCGCAGUUUAUUUGCUUUUAUAUGUAACGAGAUGGAAGACUUAUUUCAAGCUCCAGAAUGGGCUGGGAGAUGGUUAUUUUAUUGUUGUUUUUAUGCAUCAUCACAUGCUGUACCCUGAGUUGUCUUUGAAACACGAAAGGUGAGUAGUGUGAAUGUUUGAACUGAUUUUAUGCAUAAUUAUACAAGUUAUAAAAAAAUCACAUGCACACACAAAACAGGACUUUUUCCUGUUGAUCCUCAUUGUGAACUUUUAUCCCUCGAGCUCUGAACACAUUUUUACAUUUAUUGUUGUCUUUGAUUUGUAGAUCUUAGGCAAAGGAUUUACUUGUAAAAAGGUUUUUGCCAGACUGACACACACAUACUUAUGUUCAUAAGACUUUUUUUUGCCCCCAAUCCCACCCCAAAGUCCCAAUUUUCUAGGGGAGACUCAUUCUGCCUCAAUAUUUCCAGAAAUGACCGAGUUAAAGAACAAAUCCAGCUUAUUUAUGAAUCUCACUUGUCAAAACCACUAAACCUGAGGUGAAUUUUUAAUUAAGCUGUUCUGUAAUAUGUUUUUGUUUUUUUUAUAAUUACCUGCUGUCCUCCUGGACUCACCUGACUGUGUGUGUUUCUAGCACUAUUGUUAUAACGGGUUAGUUACAUUACUUCCGUUUGGCUUUCAAAAUAAAGCUUCGUUUCAACCCGCUUUUAAUAUUUGUACUGUUAGUCGUACAGCAGAUGUUAUAAAUGACUGUUUGACUUUAGUUUCACACAAACUUAUUAAAAUCGCUGCAUUUGGCGCAGUUUAUUCUUCCUGUCGAUGUUUGUUGAUGCUUUUAUAUAACAUUUAAGCUGCAGAAAGCUUCCCCCAAACAGAAUUCUACUUAUGUAAAAAGUUUGGUUAUAUAAAAGCAGGAUUUAUCAUCUGCAGCUAUCAAAUGUUUUACUAGGACAAGUGGAUUUUACUUCGUCUGUUAGCAAAAUAUCUUUCGAACCACCGGAUGAAUUUUAAUGCAACUUGCAGAAAGUAAUCCCUGAAUGUGCAUCAACAGCUGAUUAACCUUUGGAGCCAAAAGAGCUAGAGAUAAGCGCCACAUUUUAACAAACUUAAAUAAAACAAAAAUUGCUACAAUAAAGCAAAUUUUACAGAAAAUGAGCUACAAUUUGGAUUGGUAGUAGCUGAGACUGAUCCCCAGCUUGAACCCUGCAUUAAGUGAUCGUGCAACAUCUGUUUAAACUUCAUGAAUGGAUUUUUGUGAAAUUUUCAAAAUGGCUGUUCUGAUUGAAAUGGCUACAUUUUGUUUGAUUUUAAAGAUAUUGAGCAAAGAUUUGGUGUUAAUCACAAUAAAAAGGCUUUUAUUUUUGAAAGUUACAAAUACUCUGGAUUAUGAGAUGACAGCUAAAUAGUCUGGACGGUUCCAUAAAACUCCUCAUGGAUCCUGCUUUCAGCGGGUUUUUAUUCCCAGAAAGAGCCUCAUUAAAAUGUUUUUGUGACACACACACACACACACACACACACACACACACACACACGCAAAAGAAUGUUCUGGAGUCAAGCCGACCCAAACGGUCCUCCCCUCCCAGAACCAGCAGCCGCUCGUACUUUUCUCUUCCUGAAACACAAACAGAACAGAUCAGACGUUACAUUUCAUCGUUCAGCUGCUGUAAACUCAKCCCAGGUGUGUUUCAGGUGUGAGCAGGAUGGUGGGUGUGUCAGGGCGUGUCUGAGGCUGAGUGAUGGCGUCCACCUUCUCCCGGCUGCUGAGUGGAUUUCGUAGCAGACUCCUACGAUGCUCUGAACACCAGCGGUUCGUCUGGUUCCUGACAGCACUCUACGGCUGCCGGUGGCRCCGCUACGAGAGGAGCGACGUUCGGCCGGAGAGCUGCUGUUGCGGAAAGUUCGAAGGCRCCUUCUUCACUCUGACCGUCGCAGCGUUCUGCCUCAUGGUGGUGCUUCUCUACUUCUGGGGACAAACAGAAAACGACUACAAUGACUUUGACUGGUUUAACUUUGCGAACUUGGGUUUCUGGUUCCCCUGGUCUGUGGUGCUGCUGGUCCUCGUUGCAGGUUUCUUCAGCUACGUCUCUGUUCUCAUGCUUCUGGCUGUUUGUUUGCUGUCAGAGGCCCAGAAGCUCCGUUUACACUGGAGUCACAAGGUCGGGAUCCUGGUGAGCCUGACGUUCGCCAUCGCYACCACCACCGUCCUGACCGAACUGUGGGGAGACGAAUGGAUGACGGUGCUGCUGUCUCUCCAGGUGACGGCGCCGUACCUUCACGUGGGCGGAGUCUUACUGAUGACGCCACUGGCCUGGCCCGUGGCUCUGCAUGUCUUUCGCAUGAAAUGCAGAGUGAGGAGGGGUCUGAUCCUGGGGGUCUACYUGGCGGUCCUGUUGGUCCUCUACCUGGUGCCUCUCGGUUUGUAUUCCCCCUGCAUCAAAGAGAAGGGGACUCUGGGCCCAGCCCCGGCCAUCAUGGGUCACAGAGGAGCCCCCAUGCUCGCUCCAGAAAACACCCUGAUGUCGUUCGAGAAGGCCGUGGAGGCAGGAAGCGCCGGCCUGGAGACAGACGUCACCAUAAGUUUGGACGGCGUGCCCUUCCUGAUGCACGAUGACACUUUAAGACGCACCACCAACAUCCACGAGGUUUUCCCCAACAGGACCAAUACCCCGGCGGCCAUGUUCACCUGGAGCGAACUGCAGAGGCUGAACGCCGGGUCCUGGUUCCUCUCACAAGACCCCUUUGGGACGGUGAGGUCACUGCAGGAGGAGGAGCGGAGGCAGGCGGGGAACCAGUCRGUCUGCAGCCUGCAGGCCUACCUCCAGCUGGCAGCGUGGACCCAGAAACUGGUGAUCUUUGACCUUUACCGGCCGCCCACAAGUCACCCGCACCRCUAUGACUGGAUCCAACGAACGCUGGAGGUCAUCCACGAGUCACACAUCCAGUCCUCACAGGUGCUCUGGCUGCCAUCACACCAGCGCUCUUGGGUCUAUCGGACCGACCCGGAGCUGCAGCAGACUUCAGGAAGUCGUCGGUCUCCGGAGGAGCUGCGGCUCGACRACAUCGUCAAACUCAACCUACCCUACAGCUCCAUGUCUGCGGAGCUCGUCAGAGAGUACGCUGCAGCCAACGUCUCCACCAACCUGUACGUGGUCAGCCAGCCGUGGCUCUUCUCUCUGGCCUGGUGCUCCGGAGUCCACUCGGUCACCACAAACGCCCCCCAGCUGCUCCGGACCAUCAGAGCCCCCCAGUUCCUUGUGAGUCCAAACGAGUACAACCAGAUGUGGAUUCUCACAGAUUUCCUCUCCUCCGUCUUGAUCUUCAUCAUCUUCUACUUUCACUGGUGGCGAGAGCGACAACUGACUUCCUGUUCAGUCGGUGUUCUAACGCAGGAGGAGAGCAACGCCUACGUUCAGUUCAAAACGGAGAUGGGGGACAUCUGGUCCGUCUCCAGCCCUCAGACAACAUCGGGUCCAGUCCCCAUCAAUGAGCCCUGACUGGUUUUUGGCAAAAACUGGAUUAAAUCCUCAAGUGACUUUAGAAGUGUAAUAUUUGAGU
This is a messenger RNA of Austrofundulus limnaeus, 3901 nucleotides long. RefSeq names its product glycerophosphodiester phosphodiesterase domain-containing protein 5. The transcript has 15 exons. Gene Ontology annotation, molecular function: glycerophosphodiester phosphodiesterase activity. NCBI's taxonomy places the organism in Eukaryota, Metazoa, Chordata, Actinopteri, Cyprinodontiformes, Rivulidae. Bases 2083 to 3840 code for a protein of 585 amino acids. Gene Ontology annotation, cellular component: membrane. Gene Ontology annotation, biological process: lipid metabolic process. The record is from RefSeq and is a predicted model, not a curated record.